AUGGCGCCAUCUACUACAUCUCUGCGCUCUAUAUUCGCUUACGCAAAUAACUUCGUCUCCCAAUUUCCGCUUAACCUCCCCAACCUUCCAAAUCCGCUCGCGAUCCUUGGCCCGCAAGCUCCUAUCGAUAUCGACAAUUCCGUCACACCCUACGAUCCUCUUACCGGCACGCCAUCUUGCCCCAUCGAUGGACCCGUGAGCUGUCAUAACACGUCUACUACCGAUUCUUGCUGCUUUAUCCAUCCUGGCGGGCGUCUGCUACUUACGCAGUUCUGGGAUCAGAAGGCCCACGUUGGUGGAAGCGAGGAAGACUGGACCUUACACGGACUAUGGCCGGAUCUCUGCGACGGAUCAUACGACCAGUUCUGUGGAAUGGCACCCCAGUUCAACAACAUCAGCACGGUGCUAGAAUACUAUGACCAAGCGGACUUGCUUGCAGAUAUGAAUCGCUACUGGAUUGCAAACUACGGUACGAAUGACCACUUAUGGGCUCACGAAUACAACAAGCACGCUACAUGCAUCAAUACCCUUGCCCCGAACUGUUAUGGCGAAGGCUACACGCCGGGCCUCGAGGUCGUUGAUUACUUCGUACGCGCCUUUAGCUUAUUCAAGAUGCUGGACACUUACCGGGCCUUGGCGGAUAUUGGCAUAGAGCCCAAUUACAAGAAGACUUACUCCCUAGCCAAGAUACAGUCCACGCUCGAGGCCUUCAGCGGCGGCCGGGUCAUCCUCAAGUGCACAGGUAGACACCACAACGUCCUCCACGAGGCGUGGUAUGUGUACUUCGUGAAGGGCAGCUUGCAGAGCGGCGACUUCGUACCGGCGAAGGACAGCUUCAAGGGCGGCGAGGGAAACUGCGCAUCCCAGGUGAGGUACCUGCCUAAGCGCCACAAGUAA
Messenger RNA from Daldinia decipiens, 897 nucleotides. RefSeq names its product ribonuclease T2. Gene Ontology annotation, biological process: RNA catabolic process. The record is from RefSeq and is a predicted model, not a curated record. The transcript has 3 exons. Gene Ontology annotation, molecular function: RNA binding; ribonuclease T2 activity. Lineage: Eukaryota; Fungi; Ascomycota; Sordariomycetes; Xylariales; Hypoxylaceae. Gene Ontology annotation, cellular component: extracellular region. The coding region runs from base 1 to 897 and encodes 298 amino acids.